GCAUGAUACAAAGCGGAGUCUCGUAUCUCUCGUAUGCUUACAUAUAUCAGCUAUAUUGACAAGAACUUUUUGAAGGAUAUUGGUGUUGAUUGUUGAGAUGGUUACACUGAAAAUCGUUCACCCACUGGUCAGGUGUAAUUGCUUUUCACCAGUUGCUUCAAUCAAUUUAUUAGACAAAGACAAUGAUUGCUUUUUGUUUUUCUCUCCAGGUAACUGAGACCAGGACCGGGCCUUUGGGUUGCAGUAACUAUGACAACCUCGACUCUGUCAGCUCUGUUCUGGUUCACAGCCAGGAGAACAAAGUUCAGUUGCAAGGACUUCAGGCUAUUCUGCCUAGUUAUUUAAGUAGCAGCUUUGUUCAGGCUGCCUUAGGCUACAUAGGCUGCAAUGCUGAAGGCCAAUUUGUGUGCAAAGACAAUGACUGCUGGUGCCAAUGCAGUAAGGAGUUUCCCCAGUGUAACUGCCCUGAGGCUGAUAUUCUCUCCCAGGAAAGCUACCUGGAGCGCAUGAGGGAGGCCUGGAGGCAGGAGAACCAGGAAUUUCAAGAUUCAGAUGAGUUCCAGAGCUUCAUGGGUAAAUUACCAACACAGAGUGCUCUAAAUUCAUCAAGAAUCCUGCAAUUGUGGAGAACAGACAGUGCUCUACAGCAACGCUACAGGCAGCUAGAAAGCCGCGUUAGCCUCCUGCUCUCCAAGACCCGACGAACUGCUAACAAGCUCUUCAACCUCAGCAAGAGAUGCCGCAUGCAGCCCAAAAUAGUGUCUCUAAGGGAGAGGCCCUUGGGCUACUGGCUACAGUUCACCCUGUCCAUCCUGUACUGCAGUGAGAAUAACCAACUGGGAUUUUACGCAGAGGAAUUACGGACUUGUGCCUGUCCGUACGAGAACCCCCCAUGCCAGGGUGUUGUCCCUUGCGAAGUGGGUGACGGCCACCGUUGCGCUUCUUGCUCCAUGGACAACCGCACCCGCUGCUCCAGUUGCAACCCAGGUUACGUUCUCAGUCAUGGAGUUUGUAAAUAUGCUGUACCCAACCCCACAGACCACUACCUGGGCUUUGAGACGGACCUACAAGACCUGGAGCUACGCUACCUACUGCAACACCGAGACGGCCGCAUCACUACCCAUGCAAUCUUCGUCAGCAAUGACGUGCGCCUCAACGUUUGGUUUGACCCUUCUUGGAGAAAGAGGAUGUUGCUUACACUAAAGAGCAACAAGUUCAAAUCCAACCGUGUCCAUAUGCUCCUGGGCAUCUCGCUGCAGAUCUGCAUGACCAAGAACUCCACCUUAGAGCCUGGGCUGUCAGUCUACGUCAACCCUUUUGGAGGUAGCCACUCAGAAAGCUGGACUAUGCCCAUCAAUCAAAAUGGCUACCCGGACUGGGAGAAAACCAAGCUGGACAUUCCUUUGGAUUGCUUCAAUUGGACCUUGACUUUAGGCAACCGGUGGAAGAGCUUUUUUGAGACUGUUCACUUCUACCUAAGGAGCCGCAUUCGGACCGAGUCCUCUCAGGGGAAUGAUACGGUCUACUUCGAGCCUCUAGAAGCUAUGGAUUCCUCUCAGAACUUUGGAUACAUGAAGAUCAACAGCAUGCAGCUGUUUGGUUACAGUAUGCACUUUGACCCCGAAGCUAUCCAGGACCUGAUCCUACAGUUGGACUAUCCGUACACUCAGGGAUCUCAAGACUCUGCCCUGCUGCAGCUAAUGGAGAUCCGAUAUCGGGUCAAUAGACUCUCUCCUCCUGGACCACUGCCAUUAGAUUUGUUCUCCUGCCUACUCCGACAUAGGCUCAAACUCUCCAGCUCCGAGGUACAGAGAAUACUCACCACACUGCAGACUUUUAGUGCCAAACAGCCAUUCUACAAAGAGUACGAAGCUGCGAAACUUUGUAGUUAGAAAGCAAUUUAUUUUUGCCCUUGAUGUUUUGCUUUACUUGCUGAGAAGUUAAUUUAACUGUUGCUGUUUGAUACGAAGUCAUUACUGUUCAUAGACAUGGUAUAUAUUUGAUGUCUUUGGUUCAAAUGGUAGUUCAGAUUAAACAAAGUUUUGCACAAUUUUAUCAAUUCUGCCAUGUUUGAAUUAAAUAAAACAUGCACAAAAAAAAAAGACCUAGUUAAAAAAAAUAAUAAAUUAAUAAAGCAAUUCUAA
Molecule: messenger RNA, 2144 nt
Organism: Megalobrama amblycephala (Wuchang bream)
Lineage: Eukaryota; Metazoa; Chordata; Actinopteri; Cypriniformes; Xenocyprididae
Gene: brinp3b
Product: bone morphogenetic protein/retinoic acid inducible neural-specific 3b
Exons: 4
Coding region: 183-1892 (569 amino acids)
Biological process (GO): positive regulation of neuron differentiation; negative regulation of mitotic cell cycle
Source: RefSeq, a predicted model, not a curated record